UCUCUCACUCAUCAUUCAAAUUUUUCAUUCUUCAAUACCAAAUUUCGAACUCCGUUCUCAUACUCUCCUCUCUCCACUCUGCCUACUCGACUACAGCACUGCUCACUCCUUCACAAUACACAAACAUGGCUUCUUCUGCCGGUACUGUACCUUCCACUACAUGGAUUAACACUAAACUUUCCUCCAGGUCUUCUUUGCCCUUCAAGGACUUGGCCUCUGUUCCCUUGAAGAGGUCGUCAUCUCGAAAUGGAAAGCCUGCUGUAUCUUGUUCCCUCCAGACUCUCCCUUUUCCCAAGAAUUAUCAUCCUCCUGCUAAAGCCACAUCGCCUGCCGAGGAAACAUCUCAAAAACCAGCUUUUGAUUUUGACAUGGAUCAACCCCUGCCUCAAAAAUGGAAUCUUUUCCAGAAAGUGGCUUCUAUGGCGUUGGACACGGUUGAGAGCGCCUUAAUUUCUCACGAGCGCCAGCACCCGCUUCCCAAAACUGCCGACCCGCGGGUCCAAAUAGCCGGCAACUUCGCUCCGGUGCAGGAGCACCCCGUCCAGCACUCCCUCCCCGUAACCGGGAACAUCCCCAAAUGCAUUCGGGGCUUGUACGUCCGAAACGGAGCGAACCCCCUGUACGAGCCUGUCGCGGGGCACCACUUGUUCGAUGGCGACGGCAUGGUCCACGCCGUCCAAUUCAAAGAAAACGGCUCCGUCAGCUAUGCCUGUCGGUUCACUGAAACUAAUCGUUUCGUCCAGGAAAAAUCCCUGGGGCGUCCUGUUUUCCCUAAAGCCAUCGGUGAACUUCACGGCCAUUCGGGAAUCGCUCGCCUUUUACUGUUCUACGCUCGCGGCCUCUUCGGACUCGUCGACGGAAGUAACGGAAUCGGGGUGGCGAACGCCGGUUUAGUGUAUUUCAACAAUCGUCUUCUCGCCAUGUCCGAAGACGAUUUGCCUUACCAUGUCAAGAUCACGCCCGGUGGGGAUCUCAAGACGGUUGGUCGUUACGAUUUCUCGGGUCAACUCAAAUCCACAAUGAUCGCUCACCCGAAAGUCGACCCUGUUUCCGGCGAUCUCUACGCACUCAGCUACGAUGUCAUUCAGAAGCCUUACUUGAAGUACUUCCGAUUCUCCCCGGAUGGCAAGAAGUCACCUGAUGUUGAGAUUCCUGUGUCCGAGCCCACUAUGAUGCAUGACUUUGCGAUUACGGAGAAUUUCGUGGUGGUGCCAGAUCAGCAGGUGGUGUUCAAGCUGUCGGAGAUGAUACGGGGUGGUUCUCCGGUGAUAUACGACAGGAACAAGAUGUCUCGCUUCGGGAUUCUUGAUAAGAAUGCGAGUGAUUCUUCUGGGAUCAAAUGGAUUGAAGCUCCUGAUUGCUUCUGCUUCCAUCUGUGGAAUGCCUGGGAGGAGCCAGAGACCGACGAGGUUGUCGUGAUCGGGUCUUGCAUGACUCCGGCGGACUCCAUUUUCAAUGAAUGCGAGGAGAAUCUGAAGAGCGUUCUGUCUGAAAUCCGACUGAAUUUGAAAACAGGCAAAUCAACUCGCCGACCCAUUCUUUCAGAACAGAUGAAUCUCGAAGCUGGAAUGGUGAACAGAAAUAAGCUCGGAAGGAAGACACAGUUCGCAUAUUUGGCUCUUGCAGAGCCAUGGCCUAAAGUUUCAGGCUUUGCGAAAGUGGACCUGUCCACAGGAGAGGUGAAGAAGUAUAUCUAUGGCGAUGAGAGGUUCGGUGGCGAGCCUCUGUUUCUACCAAGAGAUCCUAACUCAGAGAGAGAAGACGACGGAUAUAUCUUAGCAUUUGUGCAUGAUGAGAAAGAAUGGAAGUCAGAGUUGCAGAUUGUGAAUGCCAUGACUUUGAACCUAGAAGCUUCCAUUAAGCUUCCUUGCAGGGUUCCCUAUGGCUUCCAUGGAACCUUCGUACACUCGAAGGAUUUGCAGAAGCAAGCUUGAAGGUUGACUUCUUCAACUUCUUCUUCUUCUUCGUCUACAUCAUCUACCUUAAUAGUGUGCGAGAGAUUGAGAUUUUCCUGAGGGAUGCUUGCAGAUAUGUCCCCGGAAUCUCCUUCGAUCUGUUUUCAGAACCUUAUUUUUUUUCCUUCAAUUUUUUUUCGUGUUUGAUUUGGAGUGAGAGGUUUUGGGGAAACCAGCUCGUAGCUUUUGGGUGUAGUUAGCAAUGAAGCUCAGCUGGUUUCUGCUUAUUCUUUCACUUGUGAAAAAAAGAAGUACAAAAGUUUACAGUAUAUAGGAUGUGAUAUACUGUGUGUUUACUUACCUUCCAUGUUCAUCUCUGUAAAUCUUCUGUUGUGAAUACUAGAAAUAAUAUCACUUGUUCUCCUUUCA
Prosopis cineraria is the source of this 2324-nucleotide messenger RNA. RefSeq names its product 9-cis-epoxycarotenoid dioxygenase NCED1, chloroplastic-like. The transcript has a single exon. Gene Ontology annotation, molecular function: carotenoid dioxygenase activity. The coding region runs from base 126 to 1934 and encodes 602 amino acids. The record is from RefSeq and is a predicted model, not a curated record. Gene Ontology annotation, cellular component: chloroplast stroma. Lineage: Eukaryota; Viridiplantae; Streptophyta; Magnoliopsida; Fabales; Fabaceae. Gene Ontology annotation, biological process: carotene catabolic process.